GUGCUGUGUCGGGUCUCGCAGGGGUAGAAAUACCAGGCUGAAUGAGAGAUUCAUCAUAUCCAUCAUGGUUUUAUUCAAGAACUUCUAUACUCCACGCGACACUCGCGAGCGGGUCUUCACCGAUAUCCAGAACGUCCUAGAUACUAUCCUUGACAUCUGCACUGCCAACAUGGACUUACUGACCCAAGAGGAGCGAUCGUCUUUGAUGGAUGAAUACGCCAGUCUUGAGGAUGCUUAUGAUCAGCUAGGCAAGGACAAGGGCACAUCUUUUAAUAGCACCUUGCCCGGGCUACUCGACGAGUGCGAGAAGUUGAAGUUGAGGGUACAGAGGGCGUGCAGGAAACGCCGACAAGAUAACAUAAGAAAAGCGCCAGUAGCUCCAGCAGCUAUAGCUACCCCCGAAUCUUUCAAAUCAUCCAUUGCGCUGAUUGAUCCCGACCCAUCUCUCAGGGCCCCAUCCGAAAUUUCCAUUUCAGCCCAGUCUAAUCCCAAUGUUGCCACGACAGGCGGAAACGGCUCGAACCCGAGCACUCCCGGCCUUUUAACAGGUACAAGCAGUUCUGUAGUCUCUGCCAGUAUUCCUGUAGUCCAACAAACAACCUGGAGCACCUCCGCAGCACCCGCGGAGAGAAGUCCACUUGCAUCGCCUGGCGACACAAACUGCAUGAUAUUCGACCAACAAUUGUCUGUCGGGUCACCUACAUUUAACAUUGACUCCGAGGGGGCAACCGGAGCAAGUGAGCUAUAUGGACUGCAGCCGUCCACAAGCGCUCGCCAGCCACAGACAGCUCCCACCAUGAGUCGCGACAAUGUCAUGUAUUUCGGCCCUGGCAUGACAGUGGAUAGCCCGACCUUCAACAUCCGGUCUAAGAAAGCCACUGGCAUCAGUGAGUACACUCUUAAUCGUCAUCAACUGAUGUGACAGAACCGUUGACUGAAGUCACUGAACCAUUCCGUUGAACAAGUUAUUUACAAUACUCACAAGGUUUUCACCUGGGGAUGUGAGCGUAGAGUAUUAUACAAAAUUGUAAAUAGCUGUGCAUAAUGGUAGCAACUUGUAGGUCUAUAUAUUACAUAGAUAGUACAUACAUAUGUGACAUCGAAUGCGUUUCAAAAAGGCUUCUUCUAUUCACUGUGCAGUUGUAUUUGCCAG
This is a messenger RNA of Suillus plorans, 1153 nucleotides long. RefSeq lists its product as uncharacterized. The transcript has 9 exons. The coding region runs from base 65 to 922 and encodes 285 amino acids. Lineage: Eukaryota; Fungi; Basidiomycota; Agaricomycetes; Boletales; Suillaceae. The record is from RefSeq and is a predicted model, not a curated record.